Messenger RNA from Brienomyrus brachyistius, 5159 nucleotides. RefSeq names its product CREB3 regulatory factor-like. Gene Ontology annotation, biological process: response to unfolded protein; regulation of transcription by RNA polymerase II. Gene Ontology annotation, molecular function: RNA polymerase II transcription regulatory region sequence-specific DNA binding; DNA-binding transcription factor activity, RNA polymerase II-specific. Lineage: Eukaryota; Metazoa; Chordata; Actinopteri; Osteoglossiformes; Mormyridae. Gene Ontology annotation, cellular component: nucleus. The record is from RefSeq and is a predicted model, not a curated record. The coding region runs from base 749 to 2188 and encodes 479 amino acids. The transcript has 10 exons.
AACAAAAAAAGUAACAUGUAAACUCACCGUAACUGAAUAUAUGACCAUUUCGCCGAACAAGAAAGAAUUUUUCUUUUAAUUCUGAGUCAUGCGGGCGACACCAUGUCUGUCGUAAGGGGGUUAGCUACUUUCCUGUGCAUUUCUUAAGGAUGAUUACAAGUAGAAAACACAAAAUGGUAUCCCUCUGAAAGCACGGUGCACGUUGUAAUUUAAGUAUUAUCGUUGCAGACAGGUUUAUCCCCUGAUACGCCAUGCGUUCCGAUAUUUAUUUAAUUAAUAUUUAUUUUUAAUUUCCCUUUUAUAAAUUAUGGACCAGCUCAAUACCAGCUGUUUAAAACUAACUUCCUUUAUAUGGGAUAAAUAAUUUGUUUGCUGUCUGUUGGUAAUCUCUAACGUACCCUUAUUGUAUUCGGUUUUGCCCAAUUAUUCAUAUUUGGAUGCCAAGGCAGACAUUUUCUAUUUGUGUAUCCCUUUACUUGCCCGAAGAAUUCUUUCAAGGGGAGCACGACGACACCGAAUAAGUGUAAUAGGGACAGACUGGACCAUCGAUGAGGGCACCGGAGGUUUCCCGACUUGUUUAUAAUUCUGCGGACGAUUAUGAAACAUAUCGCAAGUUGGAAGACAAGGUGGUGUGAACCCUGAAUUCACGGCUUCACAACGUGCGAAUGGUCUGCUGGUGGUCUCACUUGGAAGAGGCGUCCCGUGACCGCUGAAGGUGUGACAAUCUCCAUCCAGCAAAGCAUUGGGCAUGCCUCAGCCGGGCAUGAACGGGAUGGAACCGAUAUUUGGCGAGGCAUUUGGGAGCCACCGGUGCCUACUCACGCCGUACCCGUUAGCGGGGUCUCCGCUGGGGGGCAGGACCGACUGCGACCAGAAUGUGGUCCUGAUGCUGGGCUCCCCGGCGGUACCCCGUAAACGGCCCUUUGAGCUGCUGAGCGACCUGGUGGACGAUGGCUUCGGCGAGGACCUGCACCACGAACGCUGGGACAUUUCUGCACUGGAUGAUAUCACGCGCUACACCAAAGGCAGCCUGGAGGGGGAGCUGGCAAGCUCGGAGGUGAUGCUGAUCGGCAAGUGGGGCAGUAGGGAGGAAUCCACGGAGAAGCAGGCCGGGUCCGGGUUGGACACUCGGGUCCGGGAUGAGCCUGAUCCAACCCCAGAGCCCAGCCUCGCCAAGUCGUCUGCAUCUGACAAGCAGGAGAGUACUUUGACACUGGGGGGUGCAGCUGCAGAGGCAGUGGAGGAAGAGGAAGAAGGGGAGGAGGAAGAGGCACAGGGCCAGGCAGUUACUGAAGCCACUCCAGUGGAAGUGUUUCAGCAGCCAGAGACCACGGCCUCACUGUCUCCCAGUGCCGUGGAGCUCCGCAGUGAGGAGCACAACUACUCCCUGCAGGCCGACCAGGGCUCCGGAUCCAGCCAGGGCUCUGACAGCGAGACGGCAGACACUGAGGAUGAGGAAGGGGAGGAGGAAGAGGAGGAAGAGGAAAGAGCAGCAGAGCCUGGCGACCAGAGCUCCUCUGGAACGGAAUGUGACGGCCACGCGGGCGAGAGGCCGGCGAAGCGCAGGUGCUUCUGGGAGUACAGCCACGGGCGCGACUUGGGGAGCAAGAGGGUCGGGGUGAGGUGGCCGCUGUCCUGGAGCUCCAGUACCCUGCCCAGCACCCUGUACCGGAGGGACGGGACGUCCGGCAAUGGCAAGAAAGGGCGCCGCAAGGCCCGCAAGACGGACGCCAGCGACCUGACCCCCAACCCGCAGAAGCUGUGCAGCAUCGGUGAGCAGCUGCAGAAGCUGAACGUGGCCAUUGACGGCAUGGGACCCGUCAAUGAUCUGCCCGUGGUGGCUCGGGCACGCUCCCGCAAGGAGAAGAACAAGCUAGCCUCCAGGGCUUGUCGCCUAAAGAAGAAAGCCCAGCACGAGGCCAAUAAGAUAAAGCUGUGGGGACUGAACCAGGAGUACAACAACCUGUUGGGGGCGCUGUUGAGGAUCAAGGAGGUGAUCCGGCAGAGGGUGGAGAGCAGCGACGAGUGCAGUGAUGUGGGCAUGACAAAGAAGCUGGAGGACAUUCUGAAGGAGUCUGCUGGUCCCCUGGUGGCCGGCCGGACCAGAGAGUUUGUGGAGAGGAUUCUGGAGUGCAGCGCCGGAGGGCAGGUGGACAAGAGACCCCAGGCAGGGACUCAGUCCGUCUGACUCCUGCCUCCCCCCCCCGCCCGGCCAUCCUCACCCCCCCUUCCAUUCCCACUUUCCUGUGUGUGUGUUUGUGACCAACAGAAUGUAGUUAUGCUUUUGAUUUCCCUAAGAUUCAGUAGCGGUAAUAUAACGUUUUCCACAGGCUGCUCACCGCAAGCUAGCUGCUACAGUUCUGUGUGUGCAUGUGGUGUGUGUGUGUAAACGUGAAAGAGAGCACACACUAUAAUGAAACUGUGUGUGUGUGUGUGUGAGAGCACUAGGUUACCCCCCCCCCUCCCCCCCCACACCCUCCUUUAUCCUGGGUAUAUUUUUAUCCCAUUGUGCCUAAAAAUAGACUUCACACUGCUCAUUGUAGUUGUUGGCUGUGGAAGGGAAGCUGGGUGCUGAGGUGGGGGGAGUCCUUUGGACGGGGUGGGCUGUACAUGGCAGAGUACUUGUGACCGAAAAAAUUGUGAAUCUGGUGCUUUACAACAGAGGGCAUAAAUAAGCACUUUGAAAAACGUAAACACGUUUAGGAACUAUGUCAAGUGUACACAUCCUGAAAUAACUGAUUACCGUUACAAGCUUUUCAUUUUCCAACCUUUACCCGGUUUGUACAAAAGGGAUAUGUCUCGAUGCCUUUUUCGUAAAGCCUUCCGCAAUCUAAUGUGAAUUUAUGAUUGCAAGUACUGGAGAGUUGUCUUUUUUUUUUGUAAAUGUGAAUAAGUUCAAUGUGUGCUGUAUGAAGACAGCCGGAUGUUUGGACCAGGGGGGUGAAAAACACUUGAUUGUACAGCUGGUGUCAGGGGGGUGUCAGGACUAUUCACCGAAUCAGCGAGUCUCAGGGCACUGUCUCUGACUCGUUGGCAGCAAAGCAGCUUGGUCUCGGUGACAUGCGGCGGCCCGUAACCGUGAAUCCUUCUGUCGUGAUGUCUGCUGGUAACCAAGGGCAACGUUUCUGUGUUGAGUGAGGAUAGCUUUAUAGUUGAGGAUAUGUGUUAGUAAAUGUCAACAGGUAGACAAGCUGACCUUGGAAAAAGGAAGAAAGACUAACUAGUUCUGAGAAGAGCACACGGGCGUGUCACUUUUGGGGAGGGGGCGGGUCUGAGCCUCUGAGCACGUGGCGAGUCCCAGCACCCUGGCAUCGAUACUGCUGCGCCGCUCCUGUUGUCUGGACACAGUGGGUCCGGUUCCGAUUCCGCUCCGAGCCCCGGCGCUUUCAUAACAAUGCCUUCUGCAAGUGCCUGGAGUUAAAAGCCAUAACGGGCAGCGCCAGGUAACUGGUGCCCGUGUUGGUGGCCGUUUCGUACCGCGACCGUGCCCUGGGAGGAGGGGUGUGGCCGGGCCAACGGAGGGCACAUGCAGCCCGCUCCCCUACAGAUAUUUCGUUCACAUUUACUAUGUGCCCAACCCUGGCAGAGAGCAAAACAAAAACAAGUAGAUUUUAAAGCAAUAAGACCGACCAAGCGUGUCUUCAGUGUGGAGUCAAGACUACUCAUGGCAGAUAUUGUCAUACCAAAGACAACGUCUAGGUGACAGAAGAGAGUGAACCACCCUCUUCAGGAUGAUGUGUAUGUCGAAAAAAAAAAACCUAAAUGCUGUUUUUAUUUGCCUCCCCGUCCGUCCGAUGGAGGCCAAGGGCAAUUGCCAGUUGAGCUUAUAUGUUCGCUCAAAGCUAGCCCAGUCUGAAGGCUGCUGCCACAUAACGCUAUCUCUGCGCUCGCCAUCUCACGGGACCCAGCUCUGAUUUCUGGCAUAAGGGAUGCAGGUCGGAAUCUUCCUGCAAAAUAACUGUGGUAAUGCACAACCCGAUGUUUGAUUCUUCCUACACGUUUGAGGUCGAUUGUACUUCACGUCAUCCGGCGUGAAACCUGAAGGUUGUACGUGCAGUUUCUUGGGCCAGCAUAAGAGCCGUGUUCAUGACGUAAACUGUUCCUAAUGCCAGACUGGGAAUUUGGGUCAUGUGUGAUGGGGAGCAUAAACAGCCCGACACAGACUGGAUAUAAACAAACCAAGGCUGCUUUUCAGGCUGUGCACAUGAGUUGCUGCGUUCCUCCAGAGCCUAAAUCUGAAUAUGCAUAAAAUCGCAGGAACUUGAGUCCGUCCAUCCGGUGAUGGAGAGUGACCUUCGUCACAUUCUGGUGUCCUGCAGAUGCAGACGGACGUGGUUAACACUACUCGUACUCCCAUUGUCCUGUGUACUGUGGACCCCUGGCUUUAUGCACAGCUACCGGUAAUAUAGUCUGCCUUCAGCCUUAUAUCUAUGUAAAACACGGGCCAUCGUUCGCUAUGGUAUGCACCAGUGUUUAUCCCGCCGUGAACAUCGCGCGCGCACUACGAAUCCUACGUGCAUCCAGAUUUGCGGACCCGCAUACUGGGUUCCGAGACGAUACACCCGGAGCGAUGCACGUGUAUCAACACUAGCUAGCAAAAAUAACGAAGAGAGAAUCCAUGCUGAGUGCCUAUCCACAGACAAUGUGCUUCUUCCAGUGUUAUGCUGUAUUCUGGGGGUUCUUUCUCUGCUCCUGGAAUCCCCUUCCCUCCCUUUCUUUCACUCUCUUCUCUCAGCCGAACAGCUUCGAUUUCAUUCGGGCUUAAUUCCAUUCCAGCUCCGUGCGUCGGCGGAGCAAAACUUGCGCAACGGAGAACGGAGCGGUUAAAUGAGGGUCUGGCAGCGCCGAAAGGCCGAGACGCGUCAUUCCAGAAAGUUUAACGGUCCACCGCCGUCUCCUAUCGCACCGUCUUUGUGCUCUGUGUCUCCUAUAAUCCAAACAUAGGUACUCUUUGCUCAUGCUUUGGUCUGACAGGCAGUCAGUAAGACUUAUGUUACCCACCUUUUCUCUGUAGCAAUCAUAAAACACGAAAACAAACAAAAAAAAGUGCCGUACAAAUAGAAGCCUAAUUUGUUUUUCUGUGAGCGUACUGUAUACCUGUAUAAUGUAUAUUUUACUAUUUAUAAGCAGCUGUUGUAUUAAAGUAUUUUUUUAAAUGC